UUAAUUUCCCUGUUGUUAGUUCGUGUUUUAAUAUUACUUCUUGUUUGUAAAAUGUUAAUGAAAAUGAAGAGCUUAUGGAUUGCAUUGAUCGUAAUUCGUGAAGUUCUAUCAUUUGAAAAAGGAUACUACACAAUUAUCGCACCCGGAAAUGUUCGAUCAGAAUCUAUUUUUCAUGUUUCCUUCACAUUAAAUCAGUUUCAUAAAUCCUGCUGGUUUAAUAUAACUUUGACAAGCUACAACGACAACCAUGAAUAUAGAUACGAUAGCAUUGAAGUUAAGCCAGGAACAACCAAAUUAGUCGAACUAUAUGCACCCUACUUCGAUAGCCAAAUUGCAAAUUUAGAUAUUUAUGGAUAUAAAGGUAUCAUUAGCAAGGACUCAGAUAUAAUGUUUGUUUAUACUGAACCAAAAUGGAUGUUUAUUCAAACUAAUAAAAUCAUAUAUAAACCUGGUGAUGAGGUUGAAUUUCGAGUAAUUUACAUUGAUCAAUUGAAAAGACCGGCAAAAAUUAAUGACGAUAAAAUUAUAACUGUUGAAAUCCUUGAUGAUGAAUCUAAUAUUAUUAUGGUAUUUUAUGACAUUAAAUUUGUUCAAGGUGUUUUCAAAGGUAAAUUUCAACUAUCUGAUUAUCCUGUUUUGGGCGAUUGGUAUAUUGAAUUAAAAAUUGAUGGAGACUUUCAAACCAUCAAAAAAUUCGAAGUUGACAGAUAUAAUUUGCCAAAAUUUAAUGUGCAAAUUAAUACAAAAGAACAAGUAUCGAUCUAUGAUAAGCAAUUGGAAUUGGAAAUAAGUACCAGGAAAGUAUCAUAAAUUUUAGUAUACGUGUUUUCGUAAGUAACAUAGUCUUU
Episyrphus balteatus (marmalade hoverfly) is the source of this 848-nucleotide messenger RNA. RefSeq names its product thioester-containing protein 1 allele R1-like. The transcript has 3 exons. Bases 52 to 810 code for a protein of 252 amino acids. The record is from RefSeq and is a predicted model, not a curated record. Gene Ontology annotation, molecular function: endopeptidase inhibitor activity. NCBI's taxonomy places the organism in Eukaryota, Metazoa, Arthropoda, Insecta, Diptera, Syrphidae.